This is a messenger RNA of Cylindrotheca closterium, 1032 nucleotides long. NCBI's taxonomy places the organism in Eukaryota, Bacillariophyta, Bacillariophyceae, Bacillariales, Bacillariaceae. The record is from the annotation of a GenBank genome assembly.
AUGAGUUACAGUAGGUCUCUAGAAGAGGAGGAAACAAGCUUUGAUUGGGACUCCUUGCGUUCCAGUCGCUACUAUCCACAUGAAAGUGAAAGCUCGAGUAUGACGACAAGUGUCACUAUCCGUGUCACUCCAGAACACUACUAUCUGGUGUCAUGGUCAAUUUUAUGGGGUGGAUUCUUGUUGGCCAUUUUGGCGGCAUCAAUACAAGUGCACAUUGAGAAUGAGUGGUUGCAUACAAGACGACAAGAUAUUGAACAAGGCAAUCCGUCAGGCGAUGAACAAGCGAUCAGUAGCGCUGAUGUCUCAAGAAGUCGGUUUCGGCGGCUCCUGCUGCUAGCGUUAGUUACGCGUGCAGUUAUGAUGCCCAUUCACAUCUGGCGGGACCCUCUUUGGGUUCAAUUUAUUGCAGACACCUUACCUCAAAUGGCCUUUGCCUCGGCCUGGACGUUGCUGGUUAGCUUCUUUGUCCAACUGGUAGGAGUGGCUCAGGGAACGGCAACCUCUGCCUCCCCUGGAAUUGUUGCGAUUCAACUGACAGCUUGUGUGGUCUACGUAUCGCUGGUGGUCACUUUCUUUUUCAAUGUCAUUGCCGCUGUUUUGAUGUAUGCGUUGUUUUGCUGCAUGUACUCUGCACUUUUUGGAACGACCAUGUACUUUUGUCCGAAGCUUUUGACUUUACUUCGACCGAGUCUCUCUCAACAUUCAGGAUUGGCCAUUCGGCUGGCAUUUUGCAGCGUCCUGUGCCUUUUUGUCUUUGGUUUUUCCACCUUUGGCUUUGCCCGUAAGGUGGUAGCGCCGCCGCAUCAAAUCUUAUGGUGGUGGAAUUAUGGCUUCCUAGAAUUGAUUCCCUCCGUUUUGUUUUUGAUAAUGAUGCGACCGAACUCCAAUCGUUCGCCAGACAGCGGAGCUGCAGCUCCGGAUGCCAACCCUCCGGCAGCGAUAGGAAGGCGUGGUAGGGGAGCUGAUACUGUUCCUUUUAUCAACAAAUCCCCUGCUGCAACUGGAGGCUAUGGAAGCGUCCAAAGGACAUGA